AUGGACAAGGGUCACAUCCGGGAAAGCAUGAGCCCUUGUGCUGUUCCUGUUCUUCUUGUGCCCAAGAAAGAUGGGAGUUGGCGCAUGUGUGUGGAUUGCAGAGCCAUCAACAAUAUCACUGUAAAGUAUCGACAUCCUAUCCCUAGACUUGAUGAUAUGCUUGAUGAGUUGCAUGGUUCUAGCAUUUUCUCUAAGAUUGAUUUAAAAAGUGGUUAUCAUCAGAUUAGGAUGAAAGAAGAUAAUGUGGUUUUUCUAGGCUUUGUUGUGAGUGCAGAUGGAGUCAAGGUGGAUGAAGAGAAAGUUGCUGCCAUAGAGAAUGGCCAAGCCCUAAGACAUACCUUGGCCGCACCUCUGACUGAAGUCAUCAAGAAAGAAGUUGGAUUCAAGUGGGAGAAAGCACAGGAGGAUGCUUUCCAAGCUCUCAAGGAUCGCUUGACUAAUGCCCCUGUUCUUAUUUUACCUGACUUCUUGAAAACUUUUGAGAUUGAGUGUGAUGCUUCAGGUAUUGGCAUAGGAGCUGUCUUGAUGCAGGAUAAGAAGCCAAUUGCUUUCUUUAGUGAAAAGCUUGGAGGAGCCACUCUCAACUAUCCAACCUAUGACAAGGAACUCUAUGCCUUGGUCCGCGCCUGCAAACUUGGCAACACUUACCUCUGGCCAAAGGAGUUUGUCAUCCACACAGACCAUGAAUCUCUCAAACAUCUCAAGGGCCAGCAAAAGCUCAACAAAAGGCAUGCCAGGUGGGUUGAAUUCAUUGAGACAUUCCCAUAUGUCAUCAAGUACAAAAAAGGUAAGGACAAUGUUGUAGCCGACGCAUUGUCCAGGAGGGAAGGCACAUGGAGGAGGCUUGAUGGGACACUUUGGUGUGGCCAAAACACUUCAAGUCAUGAGGAUCAUUUUCAUUGGCCGCACAUGAUCAGAGAUGUGGAGAGGAUUUGUUCUAGAUGUGCAACUUGUAAACAAUCCAAAUCUAAGGUUCAACCUCACGGUUUGUACACUCCUCUCCCUAUUCCAUCUCAUCCCUGGACUGAUAUAUCCAUGGAUUUUGUGCUUGNUCGGACUAGAACUGGAAAAGAUUCUAUCUUUGUGAUAGUUGAUAGGUUCUCAAAAAUGGCUCAUUUUGUGGCAUGUCGUAAAACUGAUGAUGCAUCUCAUGUAGCUGCUCUGUUCUUUAAAGAGAUUGUUAGAUUGCAUGGCAUGCCGCGCACCAUUGUCUCUGAUCGUGAUACAAAGUUCCUGAGUUAUUUUUGGAAAACUUUGUGGUCUAAGUUGGGUACUAAGCUUUUAUUUUCUACUACUUGUCACCCUCAAACUGAUGGCCAAACUGAAGUUGUUAAUAGGACUCUUGGAACUUUGUUGCGCGCCUUGAUUAAAAAGAAUCUUAAAAGCUGGGAUGAUUGUUUGCCACAUAUUGAGUUUGCAUAUAACCAUGCUGUGCAUUCUGCUUCUAAGUUUUCUCCAUUUGAAAUUGUUUAUGGGUUUAAGCCCAUCUCUCCUUUGGAUUUGAUGCCUUUGCCUUUGAGUGAAAGAUUAAGCACAGAUGGAAAGCAUAAGGCAGAGACAGUCAAGAGGAUCCAUGAGCAAGCUAGAAGGAACAUUGAGGCCAAAACCAAGCAGUAUGCUCAACAUGCCAACAAGGGCCGCAAAGAAAUGGUCUUUGAAGUGGGAGACAAGGUUUGGAUCCAUCUGCGCAAAGAGAGGUUCCCGGCCGAGCGCAAAUCCAAACUUAUGCCAAGGAUAGAUGGACCAUUUGAAUCACCAGAAGAAUCAACAACAACUCCUACCAAAUUGAUCUCCAAGGUAAAUGAACCAGAUUUGAGGACAAAUCCUUUUCAAGAGGGAGGGGAUGAUAUGAUCAUGGAGGAGGUUGCUGGGAACUUGGACCAGGAAGCAGCUGGAGAGCUUGUAGCAGAGGAGGAGCAGCUUGAACCUGAGGAAGCUUGGAAGCCUUGCCUUACCAACUGGUCCCAUCACAAGGUCCCAGACUAA
This is a messenger RNA of Microthlaspi erraticum, 1986 nucleotides long. NCBI's taxonomy places the organism in Eukaryota, Viridiplantae, Streptophyta, Magnoliopsida, Brassicales, Brassicaceae. The record is from the annotation of a GenBank genome assembly.